This is a messenger RNA of Phaedon cochleariae (mustard beetle), 2190 nucleotides long. The record is from the annotation of a GenBank genome assembly. Lineage: Eukaryota; Metazoa; Arthropoda; Insecta; Coleoptera; Chrysomelidae.
AUCGAGGUCGCGAAUAACUCGCAGCUACAUUGUCAGUAAUAUUUGUGAUACCGCGAGAGUCAAAACAGAAGUCCUCUUAGGCCAUCCGAAUGUAGCUUCGUGAUAUAUAGAUAAUAGAGUCAAUUUUGAAUAACUUUCCAUACCUAAUUAAAUUAAUAAGAAUCGUGUGUCAAAGAUGAAAUCAGACGAUGAUAAUUCCCUGGAUAGCUUUUUAGUCCUCGUUGGAGAUUUUGGGAAAUACCAAAUUCUGAUAUUCACGUUAGUAUCUUUCGCGGUUGUGUUGCAUUCAUCUAUUCAUACCGCCUAUGUUUUCACUGCUCUGGAUAUCAGCUACAGAUGUGCUAUACCAGAUUGUGACACCAAUCCAGCAGAAUUCGAACCCAGUUGGCUAUCAAAUGCAGUGCCCUACAAGGGCUCAACCCCUACAAAAUGUGAAAAAUAUAUUUUCAAUGGAAACCACACUAACAUCAACUAUGGUUCUUGUCCAUUCAAUGCUUUCGAUAGGAAUAGGGAAAUCAAAUGUUCGUCUUUCGUCUACAGAACGGAAGAGAAGAGCAUUUUGCAAGAGUAUGAUUUACAAUGCGACGACAAUCUCUGGAAACUGACUAUGGUCGGUACAAUCAACAGUAUCGGACAAUUCUUUGGACUCUUCAUAGGAGGACUAAUAUCUGAUAGAUAUGGUCGAAAACCAGUAUUAAUUUGGGGGAUGGUUUUGUCGGCGAUCUGCGGUAUAUCCAGAGCUUUCAUGCCGACUUAUAACUGGUUCUUAUUCUUCGAAUUUCUUGAUGCAACAUUCGGCGCUGGAACAUAUAUUGUUGGAUUCGUCCUGGGUGUGGAGUUGGUGAGUCCAAAGAAGAGGGUCAUGACUGGAAUAAUUUCGAGUUCUUGCUUUGCAAUAGGAGAAAUAUUCACAGCGGGUUCAGCUUGGGCAGUGAAGUCAUGGAAGCCACUAAUAUUCAUACUAUACAGUCCAAUAUUUCUUCUCAUAUCGUAUCACUGGUUGGUCCCGGAAUCAGUUCGGUGGAAUCUCAGUAGAGGCCACGUAGAAGAAGCCAAGAUGACAUUAAGAAGAGCAGCAAAGUUCAAUGGCAUCGAACUUUCAGAAAGUACAUUAGAAAAGCUAGCGCUCCCGACGAAAGACUGUCCUGAAGACGAGACUGGGGACUUCAAGACUGCAUUGAAAUCAAAAAUUCUUAGUGUCAGACUAGUCAACUGCUGUUUUUGUUGGAUCACUUGUACAUUCCUCUUCUACGGUUUGACCCUCAAUUCAGUGAGCUUGGUCGCCGGUAACAGCUACUUGGACUUCAUUCUGACUGCUUUGAUAGAGGUGCCUGCUUAUAUUUGCUGCAACUUCAUGUUGGAUCUGUUUGGAAGAAAAAAAUCAGUUAGUAUUUCCUACAUGGUCACUGGGAUUGCAUGUUCUGCUUUCCUGUUUGUUCCCCCGGAUUCUCAUGCUGGCAGCUUAUCUGUCUACCUCAUUGGUAAAUUCGGAGCGACAGCUGCCUUCACCAAUCUGUAUGUAAUCACGAGUGAGAUGUUCCCUACGAAUUUGAGACAUUCUUUCAUGGGAUUCUGUUCCACAUUUGGGAGGCUCGGAUGCAUGAUUGCUCCACAAACGCCACUUUUGGCUCAGAUUUGGAAACCCUUACCAGUGGUUUGUUUUUCGGUUAUGUCAGUCGUAGCAGGACUCCUGACCAUGCUGUUUCCGGAAACGUCUAACAUAAAGCUUCCUGACACCAUCGAGGAAGCUGAAAACAUCAGCAGCAGAGUAAAAGAACUCCAGGAGAAAGAAAAAGCAAUCAUUUCUUGACGUAUCUUGUUGAAAUAUUCUUCGUGAAUGUGAAGAAUUUGUUCUCAGUAAUUAGGUAUAGAUUGUAUUGAAUUCCAUCUAUGCAACACACAACGUUAUAUCCAUAAUGGUCUAUUCUAUUCAACUAAUUUCUGUUUAAAUAAUUCACUACAAUAAUGUCACAAUCUAUAGGCAGGGAUUGCCUGAGUUAUUGUGUUCUUUGUCAAUUGAUAAUAAAUCUUUCUGAUUUCUGAAUAAUAGAGUUAGUGUGGAAAAUGACAUAUUUCGUACGAAUUGAAUGUAACGUGUGCAUGACACUCACUUUCCAACGAGUUAUGUACAAUAUUGUUUCUACGACAAUAAAUAUAUAGUUCAAAACACAAAACACAAAUACAUAUUUA